AUGGUCCUUUGUUCUACUAUGAACACCAGUGCUGCUGAACUGGACCGUCGACGCAAAUACCAGCUGGGGCUCCGUCUCGGUGCUUUUCUUUUGGUAUCGACCAGCGCCUUCGUGUUCUUGUCCAUGUUACCGGUGCACAGGUACCUCGAGACCACAUCGAGGUGGGUGAAAGGUCAUUCUAUUUUGGGCACACUGGGGUUUAUUCUGGUGUUUUGGGUUGCCGUGCCACUCUGUCUCCCAUCUACAGCUCUGGAAAUGAUGGCAGGGUCACUAUUUGGCGUUUCAUUCGGCGUCUUGGCAAUCAUCGUCGGGAAGACGGGGGGAUCAACUCUGACGUUCCUUUUAGCCCGUGUUCUGGGCAAAGACGUGAUUGGCGAUUACUUACGUUCCAAGUUCCCCACGUUCCAAGCCUUGUCUGACGUGCUCAAUAGUAAAAGCUGGAAACCUGUACUCCUCUACCAGCUGUCCAGUAUUCCCAAUAUUGUCAAGAUUUACACGCUCGCGAUCACACCAGUGUCAACUGCACGGUUUGUAAUGUCUGCUGCUUUGGGGAGCAUUCCUCAUGCUAUAGUGUGGGCCUACAUUGGCUCCCAGGCGACUGAUAUUGCCGCUACGCUUACGGGCAAGACCGAGAUGUCUACAAGUCGGGUACUCGUCGUUGUCACUGGCAUCUCGCUGACAGCAUUGGCAAUGACGGUUCUAGUAGUGUACACGAAACGGCAGUUACAGGAGCUACAGAGGCGCGAGUGCCGUAGUGGCAGCGAGGAUGAAUUGAUACUGUCAAUCGGAACCGAUGAUGCAACAAUUGCCAGUGCAAAGGGUGGACGCGACCGUUAA
Molecule: messenger RNA, 837 nt
Organism: Peronospora matthiolae
Lineage: Eukaryota; Oomycota; Peronosporomycetes; Peronosporales; Peronosporaceae
Source: the annotation of a GenBank genome assembly